Molecule: messenger RNA, 1104 nt
Organism: Ostreobium quekettii
Lineage: Eukaryota; Viridiplantae; Chlorophyta; Ulvophyceae; Bryopsidales; Ostreobiaceae
Source: the annotation of a GenBank genome assembly
AUGGCGCAGGACGUCGUGCGGAUCGGCAUCGGCCUCGUGGGGCCCGGCACCGUGGGCGGCACCCUGCUGCGCCAGAUCGCCCGGCAGGCGCCCGCCGUGCUCUCCACGAACAAAGCCGACCUCCGCGUGCUUGGGAUCACCAGCUCAAGGAGAAUGGUCUUGUCGGACUCGGGGAUAAAUCUGCAUGGGUGGACGGAGAUAUUUGAGUCGAAGUCUGUGUCAGCUGACAUGGAGAGUUUCUUGAGCCAUGUCGCUGGCUGUGACGGCUAUCACCAUGUUCUUGUCGACUGCACUGCAAGCGAUGCCGUUCCCCUCCACUACAAGGACUGGAUUCUGAAAGGGGGCCAUGUGGUUGCCGCCAACAAGAAGCUGGGUGCAGGUGCCCUGGACGUGUACAAAGGAGUGAAGGAGAGUUGUGACAAAUGCGCGGCCACCUUUCUGUAUGAGGCCACUGUGGGGGCGGGAAUGCCAAUAAUUUCAACGCUGAAGGGAAUGCUGGACACGGGGGACCAGGUCCAACGCAUUGAGGGCAUCCUCAGUGGCACAUUGUCGUUCAUCUUGAACACACUUUCUGAACGACCCGGCACGUCUUUCUCAGAGGUCGUGUCACAAGCAAGGAAACUUGGAUUCACAGAGCCCGAUCCAAGGGAGGACUUGUCAGGGGCUGACGUUGUCCGCAAGGUGGUGGUCCUCGCUCGAGACUGUGGCCUGGAUAUAAGUGCUGAGGACGUUCCUGUGGAAAGCCUUGUACCCAAGGAACUGCAAGCUGUCAAGUCAGUGGAAGAAUUCAUGGAGAAGCUGCCGCAGUAUGAUGACCUCAUGCGGUCAAGACUCGAGUCUGCGAGGGCUGCAAACGAGGUUCUACGGUGUGUUGGCAUAGUGGAUAUUGAAAAGGCAUCCUGUGCGGUUAAAGUCGAGAGGUAUCCGUCCAGCCACCCCUUCGCCGGCAUUUCUGGGACGGACAACAUUGUGCAGUUCACGACCUCUCGGUACUCACCCCGUCGCUUGGUCAUCCAAGGCCCAGGAGCUGGUCCGGAAGUCACGGCGAUGGGCGUAUUUUCGGAUUUGCUGGCACUUGCGCACAGCCGCGGAGCGCCCCUGUGA